Messenger RNA from Oryza brachyantha (malo sina), 2510 nucleotides. Its product is annotated as protein NETWORKED 4B-like. Lineage: Eukaryota; Viridiplantae; Streptophyta; Magnoliopsida; Poales; Poaceae. Gene Ontology annotation, cellular component: vacuolar membrane. The coding region runs from base 127 to 2016 and encodes 629 amino acids. The transcript is spliced from 3 exons. Gene Ontology annotation, molecular function: actin binding. The record is from RefSeq and is a predicted model, not a curated record.
ACACGAACUGGUUCAAGGCCGUCGUACUGAUCUCCUUCUCCAGGAGGCUUGGCUUUGGAUGCUCCCAGGAUCGAUCUCGCUCCUCCCCCGGGCUGCAUUUGAGGAGUUAUCUUAUUUUUGGUCAAGAUGAAGCGCAUGCACAGGAUGCCAACAAGGAAGUCCCAUUCAUGGUGGUGGGACAGCCACAUUAGUCCCAAAAACUCCAAAUGGCUAGCUGAGAAUCUAGAAGAGAUGGAUAAGCAAGUAAAAGAUAUGCUGAAGCUCAUUGAGGAUGAAGGUGAUUCUUUUGCAAAGAAGGCCGAGAUGUAUUUUGAACGGCGGCCUUUGCUUGUAACUCAAGUUGAGAACUUCUAUCGCAUGUAUCGCGCUCUUGCUGAGCGUUAUGACAAUGUGACCGGGGAAUUACGCAAGAAUAUUCCAUCGUCACUCCAAUCGCAAGGCUCUCUUAGUGUGUCUGAAUCUGAUUCUGAGACACAAUCUAUUCCCCCAACUCCUGAGCCUAACUUGGAAGAGAAAACACCAAAACAGAAGCGUAAAACAAGAGCAGCUGGCUUUGAUGUCUUCCUUGGUUCUGGUGGAAGCUCAGACGUUUCCAAGAAGGGGAGUGAUGGAUCAUCAUCUUCUUCAGAAUCUGAUUCUGAGGUCGAUGAAGCGAGAGAAGAAAACAGUGAUGGAAGCCCUUUUGCACUGAAUGCGCGAAUUGCCGAGCUAGAAGACGAGCUUCAGGAAGCAAGGGAAAAACUUGAGGCACUUGAGGAAAAGAAUACGCGUUGCCAAUGCGAAAAACUUGAGGAGAAGUUGAAGGCUUCGCAUUCAGAAAUCAACAGCCUUCAGAAGGAACUUGAAGAAAAAGUCCGAUCUUUGGAGAGUAACAGAGGCAUUAACAGCGAAAAGGAAGAUUUGGAAGCUGCAAUUCUGGCAAACAAGAAUGAGAUCGAGGAGCUGAAAGGAAGAAUAGCCUCAGCAGAUAGGCACUAUGAAGGCCAACUAGCUCAUCGUGACCAUGAAGUGGCAAAGUGCAAGGAGCUUGAACAAGUUUAUGAGAGGUAUUCCCAUGAUAAAUCUACUCUUGAGACAGAAGUAAGAAAGCUCCAAGACGUUGUCAAGAAUUUUGAAGGUGACCUGGCAAAAAUAUCACAGGAGAAAUUACAGCUCGAGGCCAAGGUUAGGGAGCUUGAGCAAGCAUCUCACAGCCUAGAUGAUUCAUCAGCAGAGAUCAUGAAGCUACAGGAAACAAUCAAGGAUCUGCAAACAAGACUGGAUAAUGAUUCAAAUGAGAAGAGAAUGCUCGAAGAACGUGCUAUCGAGUUCGAACAAGUUCACAGGGAGCUGGAGGGUUCAAGAACUGAGGUGGCAGAGCUACAAGCUACAAUCAACGAUCUGAAAGCUGAGCUAGGAAGAGCUCUGCAAGAGAAAUCCCAUCUGGAGAGCCGUAUCAAGGAUCUUGAACAAUCAAUGGCUUGUAAUCUGGAAAAAUUCUUGCUGGAGAAAUCCUCACUUGAUGCCGAGAUCGAAGAACUGACAGAGGUAAAUGCUUCUCUCGAAGCCAAGCUGACAUCCACUGAUGCACAGCUCCAAGAACUCCAAGAGGAGAAAUCACAAGCUUCCAUUGACAGCGAGAAGCAUAUCUCCGAUCUUAGAACAAAGCUCGAGCUUCUUUCAUCAGAGAAAGCCGGAGUGGUGAGCAGGCUGUCCAGCUUGUCAGCUGACGUCACGGCUCGUGAUGAGAGGAUCAGUGAGAUGGACGGCCACCUGCACCAGCUGCACCUGGAGCACGCCGAGCUGAUCGCCGAGGCCGGCGCUGCGCGGGCGGCGGCGUCGGAGCUGCGCGGCCGGGUGUCGGAGCUGGAGGAGGAGGUGGAGAGGCAGAAGCGGAUGGUGGCCGACGGCGCGGAGGGGAAGCGGGAGGCGAUCCGGCAGCUCUGCUUCUCGCUGGAGCACUACCGCCAUGGGUACCAGCAGCUCCGGCAGCUGCUGCAGGGCCACCACAAGAGGCCAUUGGUGAUGGCCACCUGAGAGUUGAGUGAGAGGAUCGUCGUCGGCCAUGGCGAGAAAUCAACCGUAUCAUCACACCUCUCUUGUUCUUGUUCUUGUUGUUCUUGUGUUGCAUGUGUAUCUGAUGAGUAUGGACAGCCAUUUUUAUUUCUCUCUGUUUUUUUGUAACGAAUCUGUCGAGUUCUUCUACCGUGAGCUUGUCGAGAUGAAUUGGUGAUUGCCUUGCCAAUCUGGCAAUCUGUGAGCCUCUUGAGACGCCAUGGGAGGUGGAGAAGACGAGAAGGUCAGGAGGAGGCGCCGAGGGGGUCAGAGAUCACGGCCAACCCCGGCCGUCGGUCGCCGGAGCUCCGCCGCCUUCCGUCCAAAUGGCCCUAAGAACAAAUAAGAAACUUUGAGGGACCUUUGUGAAAAAUGAACCCAGCCAGAGCCAGUCGCGUCGCUCAACGCGUAGUAGGGCCCACACGUACAGGUUGGGUGUAAAAGAGAAUAUAAUACUCUUACGAUUUUAUUGAUUU